GCCCCCGCGGGGAAGCUGGGAGGUCCGAGUCCUGGGAGGUGGGGACCCGGGGGAGGUGGCGGUCCGGAGUCUAGGCGACGGGGCCGAUAGGUGGCGGGAGGGGGCCGGGCCGGAGCCGGCGGGAGGGCCAGGCCCGGAGGCCCCCACCGUGGCGUGGUCGCCCCAGCCGCGGCUGAGGAGGAGGAGGAUGAUUUCCAGAUAUACUCGGAAGGCCGUGCCACAGAGCUUGGAGCUGAAAAGAAUAACAAAACAUGCUCUUAAUCAUCAUCCCCCUCCAGAGCAACUGGAUGAAAUUUCCUAUACCAGUGACAACCAUGAAAAAGACACAAGUUCUCAAAGUGAAUCUGACAUCACACAAGAAUCACCUUUUACAUCAUCUGACACUGGGAAUUCAAGGUCUGCUUUUCCAAGUUACACAGGCACAGGGAUUUCUACUGAAGGCAGCUCCGACUUCUCCUGGGGAUAUGGUGAACUUGAUCAAAAUGCCACUGAAAAAGUCCAGGCAAUGUUCACAGCCAUUGAUGAGCUCUUAUAUGAGCAGAAAUUGAGUGCGCAUACAAAGAUUCUACAAGAAGAGUGCCAACAGUGGAUAGCUAGCUUUCCUCACCUCAGGAUUCUAGGUAGGCAGAUAAUCGCGCCAAGUGAAGAUGAGGGCUUUUAUCCUAGAUCCCCUACUGUUUCAGCUUCAUAUGAAGCAACCUUGUCUAAAGAAAGAGAUUCUACUAUAUUUGGUAUAAGGGGAAAGAAGUUACGUUUUUCAUCUUCUUAUGCUCAUAAAGCAUUUCCCAUUGCCAAAUCCCCCAGCUUGUAUUCUAUGGAAAGAGAAGAGGAAGACUGUAUAAUUUCGGAAGGAAUAAUUGAGGAAUACCUAGCAUUUGACCACACAGAUAUGGAAGAGGGAUUUCAUGGAAAGAAAUCAGAAGCAGCUACAGAGAAACAGAAAUUAGGGUAUCCUCCCAUUGUUCCAUUUUACUGCAUGAAAGAGGAUGUCCUUGCUUAUGUGUUUGACAUCGUGUGGAGCAAGGUUGUGGGCUGUAUGGAGCAGUUGACACGUAGUCACUGGGAGGGUUUUGCUUCUGAUGAUGAGAGUAAUGCUGCAAUAACCAGACCGGAUUCAGAGAGUCCCUGUGUGCUGAGUGAACCACACCCUUUGGUAUUGCCGAGAGUGCCACAAUCUAAGGUGCUGUCCAUCACCUCAAAUCCGAUGAAUCUCUGUCAAGCAAGUGGUCAUCAGCCAAAUGUGAAUGGUCUCUUGGUUCAUGGGAUGCCUCUACAGCCAAGAAAUCUCUCCCUAAUGGACAAGCUCCUAGAUCUUGAUGACAAGCUACUUAUGAGGCCUGGAUCCAGUACCAUUCUUUCAACCCGAAACUGGCAAAAUCGAACCAUGGAGUUUAGUACAUCAUGUAUGUCAUAUACAGUGCAGUCAGCCAGGAGACGCAAUCCCCCACCACGUACCCUUCAUCCGAUCAGCACAAGCCAUUCACGUGCUGGAACGCCAAGACCUGUGGAAGAAAUCCUCAGAGGAUCCCGAAUGCCAGUGGCAGCUGACUCCCUCUCCUCUCCCUCACCAAUGCCCCUGAGUCGAAAUAAUCUGCUGCCACCUAUUGGCACAGCUGAAGUUGAACAGCUGAGCACUGUGGGGCCACAAAAGCAAACGAAACCCCACAGUGAUUCCAGUCGAGCUCGAAGUGCAGUGGUGGAUGAGCCCAACCAUCAGCAGCCCCAGGAGAGGCUCCUUUUACCUGACUUUUUCUCCAGGCCCAACACAACUCAGUCAUUUUUGCUGGAUACACAGCAUCAUCGUUCAUAUGCAGCUGAGUAUCCUCAUCAGGCCCGACCUGGUAGGGAAUCUACAGGUACAGGUCCUCAGUUACAUGGGUCUACAAAAUCUCAAAGCAGAGGUCGACCAGUCUCUAGAACCAGACAGGGACCAUAGGGUAAUGAGAAGAACCUAUUUAGGCUGAAGGGAACAUGAGGGAAGAUCU
Nycticebus coucang (slow loris) is the source of this 1985-nucleotide messenger RNA. It is a transcript of the gene FAM149B1, whose product is annotated as family with sequence similarity 149 member B1. The record is from RefSeq and is a predicted model, not a curated record. Gene Ontology annotation, biological process: cilium assembly; protein localization to cilium. The transcript is spliced from 14 exons. Bases 188 to 1936 code for a protein of 582 amino acids. NCBI's taxonomy places the organism in Eukaryota, Metazoa, Chordata, Mammalia, Primates, Lorisidae.